AUGGCGGCGGGGGGGCUGCCGGCGGCGGGCCCGGCCGAGCCCAACCCCUUCUCCUUCCAUGAGUUCGUCCGCAGCAAGGCCCGGAGCGACGAGGAGGUGGGCGACGCCCGCCAGGCGGCGCGGCCCGGCCCGAGCCUCGGCCCCCUCUUAUUCCCGGAUCCGGCGGCGCCCGGAGAGGCGGAGGACGAGGAGGAGGAAUGGAGCGGGAGCUACCAGCCCUUGGCCGUGGAGCAGGCCCAUCUCGCCGCCGCCGGCCCCGCCUCGCCCUCCGCCGCCCCCUUCUUCUGCGAGGGCGUGGGGCUGGCCGGCAGCGAGGACCCGAGCGUGGCCUCCCUCGGAGCCCCCCCGGGGCCGGGCUUUCACUCCCUGCGGCAGCCCAGCUAUGAGGAGCUAAAAGAAGAGAAUGCCAGUUUGAGAAGCAAGAUCAAUAAGCUUCAGAUUUUCUCUGAAACUCAAGCAGACAAGUUGAGGAAGCUUGAAAGAAAGCUCGAAGAAAACAAAAUUAAAGAAGAAAAAGAAGCACAGGAUUUGGAAGCAAUGGUGCAGCAUGUGGAACAAAAUCUCCAGCUGAUGACUAAACGGGCUGUUAAAGCAGAAAACAGUGCUACAAAACUGAAACAGGAAAAUGCGCUACUUCAGGUUCAGCUGAAGAAUUACAAGACAGAGAAUGAAGCCUUGAGGUCGGGCCAGUCGGCGAGCCUGGCCGUGGUGAAACAAAACGCAGACCUUGCCUUGCAGAACCUUCUCACAGUCAUAACGAACUCCCGGUCCUCAAUCAGGCAGCUGGUCUCCGGAGCAGAAUCGCUGCAGCUCGUCGCCGAUCUCCUUAAAUCGAUAGACAGAAUUUCUGAAGUGUCAGAAGAUGGACAGUGACUCAAACAAAACGGACUCAAACGGAGAACUUUGCUUUCACGCAGAAAUCAUUACUUAAAAGUUAAUUUCUCA
This is a messenger RNA of Gavia stellata (red-throated loon), 945 nucleotides long. RefSeq names its product endosome associated trafficking regulator 1 (gene ENTR1). NCBI's taxonomy places the organism in Eukaryota, Metazoa, Chordata, Aves, Gaviiformes, Gaviidae. The transcript has 7 exons. Gene Ontology annotation, biological process: positive regulation of cilium assembly; positive regulation of protein localization to cilium; regulation of cytokinesis. Gene Ontology annotation, cellular component: centrosome; recycling endosome; early endosome. Bases 1 to 873 code for a protein of 290 amino acids. The record is from RefSeq and is a predicted model, not a curated record.